This is a messenger RNA of Entelurus aequoreus (snake pipefish), 676 nucleotides long. RefSeq names its product mitochondrial ribosomal protein S16 (gene mrps16). Gene Ontology annotation, cellular component: mitochondrial small ribosomal subunit; ribosome. Bases 161 to 556 code for a protein of 131 amino acids. Gene Ontology annotation, biological process: mitochondrial translation. The record is from RefSeq and is a predicted model, not a curated record. The transcript has 4 exons. Gene Ontology annotation, molecular function: structural constituent of ribosome. Lineage: Eukaryota; Metazoa; Chordata; Actinopteri; Syngnathiformes; Syngnathidae.
ACCAUGCGUCACUUCCGGUUAAAACAUGGCGACGCUCUCACAGAUGUCACAUUGGUGUAACAUCGACUAAACCAGCCCGUGUUAUUUCUCACAACAUCUACGUUGACCUGGCUGGAUUAAGAUUUUAUUCACAUUUAAUAUCGGAGUGAAGACUAGCAUCAUGGUUCAUCUGUCGUCCCACCUCUUAAAGCGCUACCAAGGGGGUUAUGUGGUCCUCCGCCUGGCUAUGGCCGGCCACAAUCAAGCCAACAGGCCGUUUUUUCGCAUCGUGGCGGCGUUCAACAAACGGGCGAGGGACGGUAAAUAUAUAGAACAGCUGGGAACAUACGACCCUCUCCCUAACGUCUACAACGAGAAACUGGUCAGCUUUAACUACGACCGCAUCAAGUACUGGAUUGGCAGUGGCGCCCACACGACUAAGCCGGUGGCCAAACUUCUAGGUUUGGCCGGGUUUUUUCCACUUCAUCCCAUGACUGUGACGCAGAUGGAGCGCCGCCGAGCCCAAGCAGCGGAGACAGAAACAAAAGCAAAAGAUAGUGUGGAGGCUGAAGCGUGAGUGGUUGUUUGUGUGAUGACACAGCAGUACUGACACACAUUGAAGUGUUGAGUUUUUUGUACAUUCUUUGUCAUUGUUGUGAUUGAAUUAGUGGGUAUAGCAAUGAUUAAACAUUAUGAA